AUAUGAUUUUACAUUUUUAAUGAAGAAUCAAGUCAGUUGUCAGUUAAUAGAAUUUUUAAGGUGCUUUAAAAUAACUGAAGAAAAAUUGUUAUAUAAGGUGCUGAAGCAAAUAACUGGGAAAGUUUUAUUAGAAUUCAAAGUGCUUAUUUGGAAACCAAGGAACGAUGAUAAAGAUAAAAAAGCUAAGUUACAUAAUAAACGCACUGAAGUGGAUGUCAAAGAUGUUGACUGUAAUAUGUUAGAAAGUAAUUGAAAUAAAUAGAAUGAUUUGGCAUUCCAUCGAGGUGGUCAUUGGGCAAAUUUUUAGGUAGAUCAUGACAGUCACCUUUGAAUCUGAGGUCGCAUCAUGGUUUUUAACAAUGAUGUGAUCGUUUAGGUGACAGGUCAACUUGUUCUUUAUAAAAAGUAGUCUUGUUUCAUAAUGCUUAAUUCUUAUAUGUAUUUGUUUAU
Messenger RNA from Rhizophagus irregularis DAOM 181602=DAOM 197198, 450 nucleotides. The record is from RefSeq and is a predicted model, not a curated record. Lineage: Eukaryota; Fungi; Glomeromycota; Glomeromycetes; Glomerales; Glomeraceae.